Yamadazyma tenuis ATCC 10573 is the source of this 1981-nucleotide messenger RNA. The record is from RefSeq and is a predicted model, not a curated record. NCBI's taxonomy places the organism in Eukaryota, Fungi, Ascomycota, Pichiomycetes, Serinales, Debaryomycetaceae.
AUGACAUUCUGGGAAAGUUUUAAAAAGACCUUACUGGGACCCGAACACGUUGAUCCACGGGACUUUUCUCUGACUCAUAGUCAAAGUAAAGAUAACAGUUCAGAUGAGGCCAACUCUUUAACAAAAGAGGUUAAUCGUCCGUAUAUUGACUUGACCAUAGAAGAAACUGAAGAAAGUAUCAGGCGCAAGAAGACCAUUGGGUACAAGAUCUUGAAGUUUGUUUGGGAUGGAACUGACAAACAUCCUAAGGAGAGAAAGUACCUUGCAAAACUUGAUUUCUUUUUGGUCAGUUCAUCUAUGUUGGGAUACUUCAUCAAGAAUUUAAAUCAAAACAAUGUGACUACUGCUUAUGUUAAUGGAAUGAGUGAAUAUUAUAAGAUGGAUAAUAACCAGUACAAUUAUAUGGUGACUUUGUGGACAGUUGGAUACAUUAUCGGACAGAUUCCUUCCAACUUGAUUCUUCAUAGGAUUUCAGCCAGAUACUAUUUGGGAAUGUUGGAAAUAAUGUGGGCCGUUUUGACGUUAUUGAUGAUUACGUGUAAGAGCUUGAAUUCGUUGUACGCUGUUCGGUUCUUUUUAGGGUUCCUUGAGUCUGGUUACUUUCCUGGUUUAGAAUAUCUUUUGGGUUCCAAUUACUCUGCUAGCGAAAUGUCCUCGCGCGCAGCGCUUUUUGCAAUCUCCAGUGGUAUUGCAAGUUUGGUUUCGGGACCAAUUCAAUUGGGAGUUCUUAAGCACUUCAAGAACACUAGUCUCCCUGCAUUUCAAUGGGUUUUUGUGAUCGAUGCUAUUAUUUCUUUUCCAAUUGGAUUUUACACUAUGUUCGCAGACCCAAAUACACCUUCUACAACCGAUGUGUGGUACUUUACAGACCAAGACAAGUUGGUUGGUUUGGAAAGAAGGAGACGGAUUGGUGCUCAGUUGAACACAAGAGAAAGAUACUCUUGGGCCAAAAUCAAGGGUUUUUUUAAUUCCUGGCACAUCUAUGUGUUUCCUCUCUUGUUCUUGUGCUACAACAAUUCUUGUGAUUCGACAUCGCAACCAACGUACCAAACGUACUUGAAGAAAUGGUUAAAAUUGGGACCAGAAGAGUAUAACACCUAUCCUUCGUACCGUUCUGCUGCUGGGAUUGUGGUCACUGUAUUCUUCGCUCUAGUACACAAUUAUAUUGGUGGAAAAAAGAACCAUCUCUUUGUGGGGGCUUUCUUUGUGUUUGUGAUGUUUGGUUGUAUUGUGUUGAGUAUUUGGUACGUACCGAACGGUUUACGGCACGCCUGUUACUAUUUGAUAGGAGUGCCUACUUCUUGGGGUCAGCCUUUCAUUUUCACUUGGGUUAACAGGUUGUUGGUUGAAGACGAUAUGAAGAGAAACUUCUUGGUGGUGACCACCAAUGUCUUGGCCUACGUGACGGGAGCGUGGGUUCCUAUUUUCGUCUGGAAUACCAAUGACCAACCUAUUUACCAUAUUGGAUUUACUUACACCUCGUGCUUAUCGGCUUUAGGGUUGAUUCUCACUGUAGUCGCGUGGUACUUGAGUUCCCGAGAUGAAAAGAGACGUGAGGAAAGGAGACUGGAUGAAUCCAGUGACAUUGAACAGGUUUCGACCGCUUAGUGUAGAUUUUUUAAAAUAUUGAAAUUAUAGAGUAAUAUCGAUAUAUGUGAGUAUUAAAAAGGGUUAGUGAUGGACUAAACGCGAGCGAGCUAUCUAAUUUUCGUGACCGUCUAAUUGCUUAUCUACGUAGGUCUAGAGGUGUUUUUGUUGCACAGAUAAGCCUAUGCCUGAGAUAAAAAUAUGCCUGAGAUAAGCAUGUGCCUAAGAUUUUCAAAUGUAACGUUGCCGACUAAGGUGUAACGGCAUUCAUUUGCUUCCCUUUGCCGGGUGUCGCAUUUUUUGAUAGUUGUAGAACCUUAAUUUUACACAGCUCAAUUCCUUACUAAAUCCUAUCUAUCAUCGCUAUUUUUAUGUCCCCCAUAACACGUAUUUU